CUGUUUUAGGCUAUAGUGGGCACUUGGCUGCCAGCCCGGCUGGAGGGGGAUGAUGGAGAGGGUGAGAGGCGGGGCUGGCUGGGGUACAGGGUGGCUGGAGGAUAAAUGCCCAGCCUGAGAGGGGGUGAGCUGACACUGUCCCAGCUGCCACCUAGACUCUGAGCCCAGCGAAGAAAUCCCAGCCAUGGCCAUGCAGAAAAUCUUUGCCCGAGAAAUCCUGGACUCCAGGGGCAACCCCACAGUGGAGGUGGACCUGCACACGGCCAAGGGCCGAUUCCGAGCAGCUGUGCCCAGUGGAGCUUCCACAGGUAUCUAUGAAGCUCUGGAACUAAGAGAUGGAGACAAAUCUCGCUACCUGGGGAAAGGGGUCCUGAAGGCCGUGGAACACAUCAAUAAGACUCUAGGCCCCGCACUGCUGGAAAAGAAACUAAGCGUGGUGGAUCAAGAAAAAGUUGACAAAUUUAUGAUUGAGCUGGAUGGGACAGAGAAUAAGUCCAAGUUUGGGGCCAAUGCCAUCCUGGGCGUGUCCCUGGCCGUGUGCAAGGCCGGAGCAGCUGAGAAGGGGGUCCCGCUCUACCGACACAUUGCAGAUCUCGCCGGGAACCCAGACCUGAUCCUCCCAGUCCCUGCCUUCAAUGUGAUCAACGGGGGCUCCCAUGCUGGAAACAAGCUGGCCAUGCAGGAGUUCAUGAUCCUGCCCGUGGGAGCCAGAUCCUUCAGGGAAGUCCAUGCGCAUCGGUUGCCGAGGUUCUACCACCACCUCAAGGGGGUCAUCAAGGCCAAGUAUGGGAAGGACGCCACCAAUGUGGGUGAUGAGGGCGGCUUUGCACCCAACAUCCUGGAGAACAAUGAAGCCCUGGAGCUGCUGAAGACCGCCAUCCAGGCGGCUGGUUACCCCGACAAGGUGGUGAUUGGCAUGGACGUGGCGGCAUCUGAGUUCUAUCGCCACGGGAAGUAUGAUCUCGACUUCAAGUCACCUGAUGACCCUGCACGGCACAUCACUGGGGAGAAGCUGGGGGAGCUGUAUAAGAGCUUCAUCAAGAACUAUCCUGUGGUCUCCAUCGAGGACCCUUUUGACCAGGAUGACUGGGCUACCUGGACCUCAUUCCUCUCGGGGGUCAACAUCCAGAUCGUGGGGGAUGACCUCACAGUCACCAACCCCAAGAGGAUAACCCAGGCCAUUGAGAAGAAGGCCUGCAACUGCCUGCUGCUGAAGGUCAACCAGAUCGGCUCAGUGACUGAAUCCAUCCAGGCCUGCAAACUGGCUCAGUCUAACGGCUGGGGGGUGAUGGUGAGCCACCGCUCCGGGGAGACCGAGGACACGUUCAUCGCUGACCUCGUGGUUGGGCUCUGCACGGGACAGAUCAAGACUGGUGCCCCCUGCCGCUCAGAGCGUCUGGCCAAAUACAAUCAGCUCAUGAGGAUUGAGGAGGCUCUCGGGGACAAGGCUGUUUUUGCUGGACACAAGUUCCGUAACCCAAAGGCCAAGUGAGAAGCAGGAGGCCCCAGGAUCCCACGGGACAGAUCUAGGCCUUCAAGCCCUUCCCCCUGAAAUAAACACUGGUGCCAACCAAG
Messenger RNA from Balaenoptera musculus (blue whale), 1575 nucleotides. It is a transcript of the gene ENO3, whose product is annotated as enolase 3. Gene Ontology annotation, biological process: glycolytic process. Lineage: Eukaryota; Metazoa; Chordata; Mammalia; Artiodactyla; Balaenopteridae. Gene Ontology annotation, molecular function: magnesium ion binding; phosphopyruvate hydratase activity. The record is from RefSeq and is a predicted model, not a curated record. Gene Ontology annotation, cellular component: phosphopyruvate hydratase complex. Bases 185 to 1492 code for a protein of 435 amino acids. The transcript is spliced from 12 exons.